Molecule: messenger RNA, 2633 nt
Organism: Oncorhynchus tshawytscha (Chinook salmon)
Lineage: Eukaryota; Metazoa; Chordata; Actinopteri; Salmoniformes; Salmonidae
Product: regulator of nonsense transcripts 3A
Exons: 11
Coding region: 392-1771 (459 amino acids)
Biological process (GO): nuclear-transcribed mRNA catabolic process, nonsense-mediated decay; positive regulation of translation
Cellular component (GO): nucleolus; cytoplasm
Molecular function (GO): telomeric repeat DNA binding
Source: RefSeq, a predicted model, not a curated record
GAUCUACAUAAAACACAGGUGAUCACGUUUAACUUCUGUUGUGACGGUUUUAUAAGGCUUGAUACACUACUCUCUCACUAAUCUGCACACCACCGACCAGCCAAUCAAAAUAAUAUACGCCUAUUCGCAGCUCAGACCUGUAGACUGUUUAAUGAUAAACUAAUUGUAGCCGAAUUAAUUGAACCAAAUCAUCGUCCUUAUUAUAUGAAUAAGGUGUUUUCCAAUAGGCCUUUUUUUUCAUGCAAAAACAUACGUAAAUAAUUUGCGUGAAUGGUGUGUGAUUACCGAGAAGAUAGCGCACCGCAUAAACACAGCAGCACCAGCUCUAGCAGAGCUCUUCAGCUUGGAACUCUCGCGAGGGGAAAAUGACUUCCACAGGAGAGGGAGAAAGAUGAGGUCUGAAACGGACCAAAUGACCGGGGGCAGGGAGGAAAGUGUCGUCGAAAUACAAUUCAGAGAUAUUCCGGGGGGACAGGACGCCGUCUCCGUCAACUCAAAGCAGAAAGAAGAGAAGAAGGAGGUCUUUACUAAGGUAGUAAUAAGGCGACUUCCACCCAACCUGUCCAAGGACCAGCUGGAAGAACAGCUCAGUCCUCUUCCACCCUAUGACUACUUUGAGUUUUUUCCUGCUGAUCAAAGCCUCUAUCCACACCUGUUCUCCAGAGUUUACAUUAACUUCAGAAACCCCGAAGACAUCCUGCUCUUCAGAGACCGCUUUGAUGGCUAUGUUUUCAUUGAUAACAAAGGCCAGGAGUACCCAGCUGUGGUAGAGUUUGCCCCCUUUCAGAAAGUCUCCAAGAAGAAGCUCAAAAAGAAAGAUUCCAAAGCUGGAAGCAUUGAAGAAGACCCGGAGUACCGGCGGUUUCUGGAGAACUACUCCUGUGAUGAGGAGAAGUCCAUGGCCAACCCCGAAACCCUGCUGGGAGAGAUAGAGGCCAAGACAAAGAAACUCAUAGCCAAAAGAACAACACCUCUUCUGGAGUACAUCAAGAAUAAGAAACUUGAGAAGCACAGGAUAAGAGAGGAGAAGAGAGAGGAGCGUCGACGCAGGGAGCUGGAGAAGAAACGGCAGAGGGAGGAGGAGAAGAGGAAACGGAGGGAGGAGGAGAGACGCAAACGCAAGGAGGCGGAUAAACAGAAGAAACUAUCGGAGAAGGAGAUCAAGAUCAAGCUCCUGAAGAAGAGUGACUGGGACGAUGAUGUGGACUCUGACAGGCUCAAGGACAAAGGAGACAGUGGGGACACAGAGAGGGCCAAGUGGGACAAACCCAGUGGACACAUGAAGUCAAAGGAAAUCAAGGACCCGGGUCAGAUGGAGAGCGAUAAGGAGCAGAGAGAGCACGGCCGCAGGCAGAGAGACAAAGACCACAGAGGAAGAGACGAGGAGAGGAAACGACAGCGCCACCACUACGAGUUCGACAAGUCCAUGCGGUGCAAGGAGGAUACCAAGUGGGGUAAAGGCUACUGCCAGGACCGGGCAAAGAAAGAUGGCCAAUACCACAGCUCCUACUCCUACGACACGUGCGACAAGGUGGGCAAGGAGGUCAGAGAGGACAUUGGCGGUAGCAGGAAGGACCGCGUUCGGAACAAGGUGAGCGACAAGGUGAGCAAGAGAGUCUGUGUUAGCCUAUCAGGACAGAAGGACGUCCCAGUCAGAGGGGCCACACCAGAUACGAGGGGCUCUGCCAAACAAGGACCGGCCUGCCAUGCAGCUCUACCAGCCAGGCGCUCACAAUCGCAAGCGCGUGAGCUCUGCGAUGAAAGGUUAUGAGCUUCCCAUGAACCGCUCGCCAGAACACGUGGCGGCGGACCACUGCUACGAGGCCGUCGCCAUGGAAACGGGCUCGGAAAAGAGUGGAGACGAGUAGUCCAGUCUGUCUGCUCUGAUAAGCCUUUCACAAUAUUUACGCCUAGGAAUUAUGAAGCCUUUAUGUGCUGGUUUGAAUUAUAUAAAUGCUUCAAAAUUCACAGAAAGUGACGUGAGCUGAUGAAGAUGAUCUCAUAGAACAAAACGUAUAAGAACCCCUGUUUACCACAGAAUACAUUUUUUCCGUUUAUGAAAAAAAAACAUUAACUUCCCCAUAGGCUUUGACCAACGAGCCAUGGGGGAGUUAUUAGUGCCUACAAAAAGACGACAUUACUAUUGCUCUCUAUUGGGCUGCCAGAUUGUAGGCUUGUGUGUUACUAAACGGCAUGCAUGCACAAGGCUUUGGGGUUGAUGGAGCUGCACUCGCCGUUGAAAUCAUUUAAACUUUUACAACGAUUCUGGGUCAAACCUUUGCGCAAAUUAUUUCAAAAGGAUUUGAAGAUUGGGUCACCCAUGAUUGGGGUAGGAGAGUAACAAAGAUCAAUCAUUCCCAAUACAUAAUGGAAACCUUUUCAUCUUGUUCUCCUUUGUUGUAUUCUGUACAUCACAGAGAAUUUUCUCUGGACGCGAUUAGAUUGUGUUUUGUCAAGCAUGACGGGACUGAAGCUAAAGGAAGUUGUUUGUUUCUUGCUUGUGUGUUAUUCCCAUGUUGUGUCACCCCUGGGUAAAAUAGCACAGUCAUUUGUAUUUGCAUUUAUUAUGGAUCCCCAUUAAGCAGCUACUCUUCCUGGGGUCCGGAAAAAUUAAGGCAGUUAUACAUAAAAAA